AUGUGGUGCAGUCGUGUGGCCCUGCGUCGGCUCCAGCGCGUGGCAGCUGCUUCUUUAAAUGGUACAGGGGGUCUAACAAGCACCAUGCAGAAGGAGAUGUCGACCUUGCCAAGGGUGUAUGUCACCCGACAGAUCCCACCUGAGGGACUGAAGAUACUCCGUGAAUCAGGACAAGUGCAGUUUGAACUGUGGGACUCAGACGACGUCCCUGUGCCCAGGAAAGAGCUGCUUCAAAAGGUCAAAGGGGUUGACGCUCUGCUCUGCGUGUUGACAGAGAAGAUCGAUAAAGAAGUAUUGGACGCUGCAGGUCCAAAUCUGAAGGUCGUCAGUACUAUGUCAGUAGGUUUUGACCAUCUCUCUUUGGAGGAGCUGAAGAAAAGGUUACUUGUGUGUGUGUGUGUAUUUCUUCCCAGGGGGAUCCGUGUGGGCUACACCCCAGAUGUUCUGACAGAUGCUGUGGCUGAGCUGACUGUGGCUCUGCUGCUCACCACCUCCAGGAGACUUAUUGAGGCCACACAUGAGGCCAAGACUGGUGGCUGGGGCACAUGGAGAACUCUGUGGCUGUGUGGAUACGAGCUGGCUGACAGCACUGUUGGAAUCCUGGGCCUGGGGAGAAUAGGUGUGGCUAUCGCUGAGCGUCUGGCACCCUUUAAAGUGAAGAAGUUCAUCUACACAGAUGUGGCCCCCAGGCCUGAGCUGGCCAGGGCCAUCAAUGCAGAGUAUGUCUCAAUGGAUGAGUUGGCAAAGCAGUCCGAUUUCCUGGCAGUGUGCUGUGCUCUCACACCAGAAACAAAGGAGGUCUGCAACAAGAACCUCUUCUCCAAGAUGAAGAAAACCUCUAUCUUCAUCAAUACCAGCAGGGGAGGUGUGGUGAACCAGGACGACCUGUACGAGGCUCUGUCCAGCGGGCAGAUCGCAGCAGCUGGACUUGAUGUCACUGUCCCUGAGCCCCUGCCCACGAGCCACCCCCUUUUCACCCUCAAAAACUGCGUGAUUCUGCCCCACAUUGCUAGUGCCUCCUAUUCCACCCGUGGUGCCAUGUCUGCCCUGGCAGCAAAUAACCUUCUCCUUGGCUUGCGGCGUGAGCCAAUGAUCAAGGAGAUCAAGCUGUAA
Messenger RNA from Myripristis murdjan (pinecone soldierfish), 1113 nucleotides. RefSeq names its product glyoxylate reductase/hydroxypyruvate reductase b (gene grhprb). The record is from RefSeq and is a predicted model, not a curated record. Gene Ontology annotation, molecular function: NAD binding; hydroxypyruvate reductase (NADH) activity; glyoxylate reductase (NADPH) activity. Gene Ontology annotation, cellular component: cytosol. The transcript is spliced from 9 exons. NCBI's taxonomy places the organism in Eukaryota, Metazoa, Chordata, Actinopteri, Holocentriformes, Holocentridae. The coding region runs from base 1 to 1113 and encodes 370 amino acids.